AUGGCACACUCCGCUGCUUCGGGCGCCGCCGCCGCCGCCGCCUCCGCCGCCCACGAGGAGAAGAAGCCGCCACUCCCCGAGGAGGAGGAUGAGGACGAGGACAUGGACGCCCUCAUCGAGGAGCUCGAGUCCCAGGAUGGCCACAUCGAUAUCGAGGACGACGAAGAUGGCGAGCCUGGCGGUGCCCGUCCCGUGCCCGACGAGCUGCUCACCACCGACACGCGCCACGGUCUGACCGAUGCCGAAGUCGUCGCGCGCCGCAAGAAGUACGGCCUCAACCAGAUGAAGGAGGAGAAGGAGAACCUGAUCCUGAAGUUCCUCAGCUACUUCGUGGGGCCCAUCCAGUUCGUUAUGGAGGCCGCCGCCAUUCUUGCCGCCGGUCUCGAGGACUGGGUCGAUUUCGGUGUCAUCUGCGCGCUUCUCCUGCUCAACGCCUGUGUCGGGUUCGUCCAGGAAUUCCAGGCUGGCUCCAUCGUCGACGAAUUGAAGAAAACCCUCGCGCUCAAGGCUGUCGUGCUCCGCAAUGGCCGUCUGACUGAGGUCGAGGCCCCCGAGGUCGUGCCCGGCGAUAUCCUCCAGGUCGAGGAGGGCACCAUCAUCCCCGCUGACGGCCGCAUCGUCACCGAGGAGGCCUUCCUGCAGGUCGAUCAGUCCGCCAUCACCGGUGAGUCGCUGGCCGUCGACAAGCACAAGGGUGAUACCUGCUAUGCGUCCUCUGCCGUCAAGCGUGGUGAGGCCUUCAUGGUCAUCACCGCCACCGGAGACAACACCUUCGUCGGCCGUGCCGCCGCGCUUGUCAACGCCGCCUCCGCCGGUACUGGCCAUUUUACUGAGGUGCUCAACGGCAUUGGCACUGUUUUGCUCAUCCUCGUCAUUCUCACUCUGCUGGUCGUCUGGGUUUCCUCCUUCUACCGUUCCAACUCCAUUGUCACUAUUCUCGAAUUCACCCUGGCCAUCACCAUCAUCGGUGUCCCCGUCGGUCUCCCCGCGGUUGUGACCACCACCAUGGCUGUCGGCGCCGCCUACCUGGCCAAGAAGAAGGCCAUUGUCCAGAAACUGUCUGCCAUCGAGUCCCUUGCCGGUGUGGAGAUCCUCUGCUCCGACAAGACCGGUACUUUGACCAAGAACAAGCUCUCCCUCGCCGAACCGUACUGCGUUUCUGGUGUUGACCCCGAGGAUCUGAUGCUGACGGCCUGUUUGGCUGCCUCCCGCAAGAAGAAGGGUAUCGAUGCCAUCGACAAGGCGUUCUUGAAGUCUCUCCGCUACUACCCCCGCGCCAAGUCCGUCCUCACUCAGUACAAGGUCCUCGAGUUCCAUCCCUUCGACCCCGUCUCCAAAAAGGUCAGCGCCGUCGUGCUGUCCCCCCAGGGCGAGCGCAUUACCUGCGUCAAAGGUGCCCCCCUCUUCGUCCUCAAGACCGUCGAGGAAGACCACCCCAUCCCCGACGAAGUCGAUAGCGCCUACAAAAACAAAGUCGCCGAGUUCGCUACCCGUGGUUUCCGCUCUCUCGGUGUUGCCCGCAAACGCGGUGAGGGUUCCUGGGAAAUCCUUGGAAUCAUGCCCUGCUCGGAUCCUCCCCGCCACGACACCGCCAAGACCAUCAAUGAGGCCAAGACGCUCGGUUUGUCCAUCAAGAUGUUGACCGGUGACGCGGUCGGUAUCGCCCGUGAAACUUCUCGCCAGCUCGGUCUCGGAACCAAUGUUUACAACGCUGAGCGUCUUGGUCUCGGCGGCGGCGGAACCAUGCCUGGCUCGGAGGUGUACGAUUUCGUUGAGGCCGCCGAUGGUUUCGCGGAGGUUUUCCCCCAGCACAAGUACAACGUCGUUGAGAUCCUGCAACAGCGUGGUUACCUCGUCGCCAUGACGGGUGACGGUGUCAACGACGCCCCAUCCCUCAAGAAGGCCGACACCGGUAUCGCCGUCGAGGGUGCCUCCGACGCCGCCCGCUCCGCCGCCGACAUCGUCUUCCUCGCCCCCGGUCUCUCUGCCAUCAUCGACGCGCUCAAGACCUCCCGUCAGAUCUUCCACCGCAUGUAUGCCUACGUCGUCUACCGUAUUGCCCUGUCCCUCCACUUAGAAAUCUUCCUGGGUCUCUGGAUCGCCAUCCUCAACACAUCCCUCAACCUCCAGCUUGUCGUCUUCAUCGCCAUCUUCGCUGACAUUGCUACCCUCGCCAUCGCCUACGACAACGCCCCUUUCUCCAAGACGCCCGUCAAGUGGAACCUGCCCAAGCUAUGGGGAAUGUCUGUCCUCCUCGGCAUCGUCCUCGCCAUCGGCACCUGGAUCACCCUCACAACCAUGCUCGUCGGUUCCGAGAACGGCGGUAUCGUCCAGAACUUCGGUCGACGCGACCCGGUCCUCUUCCUCGAAAUCUCUCUGACCGAGAACUGGCUCAUCUUCAUCACCCGCGCGAACGGGCCCUUCUGGUCCUCGAUCCCGUCGUGGCAACUGUCCGGUGCCAUCCUGCUCGUGGACAUCAUCGCCACCUUGUUCACGAUCUUCGGUUGGUUCGUGGGUGGGCAGACGUCCAUCGUCGCCGUGGUUCGUGUUUGGGUUUUCUCUUUUGGCUGCUUCUGCGUCCUUGGUGGACUGUAUUAUCUGCUCCAAGGCUCGGCGGGCUUUGACAACAUGAUGCACGGGAAGAGUCCGAAGAAGAAUCAGAAACAGAGAUCAUUGGAGGAUUUCGUUGUUUCACUCCAACGAGUCUCCACACAACACGAGAAGAGCUCAUGA
Messenger RNA from Histoplasma mississippiense, 2733 nucleotides. Its product is annotated as plasma membrane ATPase. Gene Ontology annotation, molecular function: ATP hydrolysis activity; ATP binding; P-type proton-exporting transporter activity. The transcript has 3 exons. Lineage: Eukaryota; Fungi; Ascomycota; Eurotiomycetes; Onygenales; Ajellomycetaceae. Bases 1 to 2733 code for a protein of 910 amino acids. Gene Ontology annotation, cellular component: plasma membrane. Gene Ontology annotation, biological process: regulation of intracellular pH; proton export across plasma membrane. The record is from RefSeq and is a predicted model, not a curated record.